Monascus purpureus is the source of this 3879-nucleotide messenger RNA. The record is from the annotation of a GenBank genome assembly. Lineage: Eukaryota; Fungi; Ascomycota; Eurotiomycetes; Eurotiales; Aspergillaceae.
CGGCCAACCACGACCCAAAAAGGACAUCUCGUCUUCUCCAGCUUCAACAUCGCCGCCGCCGCUGCUGCCUCGGGUCUCUACUCUCUCCAUCGCCCUGCGUCUGCGGCCCGAUCGUCAUUGUUAUUCAGUCCUGGUUGACGCUUCUUCUUCUCCUUCUUCUCCUUCUUCCUGCUGUUUGUCCCUGUCACAAUCUAACGCAUCGCUGCAUUCGUCCUUGUCAUCAUUCCGACCCUGAUUCGCUGUAUUACUACCCUACCUCCUCCUGCUUUGACUUUCGUGCUUCGUAGGUGACUUCCAGUCAACCAACAACCUCAUCAAUCCUCAUUCCCUCUAUGCAGUUCCUAUAGCUUGCUAUCGUCGCUUUGCCAGUUCACAGGCCUCUCGAGGCCUCGCAUACCCCCGCCAUGUCCUCGCAUACCCCCGCCAUGUCCUCCUACCAUUCGCAAUCCCAUUCCUACCACGGCCAUGUUGCCCAGACUUCGGCGUAUAAUCCGAUAGCUGCAUUGCAAGCUCCUGCCGGUACCUUUCUGCCCGGUACCAAGGUUCAGGUCGGCAAUCAUCGCGUGGUAGUCGAGAAGUAUCUCUCGGAGGGUGGAUUUGCACACGUCUAUCUCGUGCGGCUUCCUCAGCCCGUGGAUCACUCGGAGGUUGCCGUGUUGAAGCGGGUUGCGGUUCCGGACAAGAUUGAACUCGCCAAUAUGCGCACCGAAGUAGAAACUAUGAAAAAGCUCCGGGGACACCGGCAUAUCGUCAAGUAUAUCGACUCCCAUGCCUCGCAACUUCAGGGUGGUGGGUACGAGGUGUUUCUGCUCAUGGAAUACUGCUCCGGUGGAGGCUUGAUUGACUUCAUGAACACGCGCUUGCAGAAUCGUCUCACCGAACCCGAGAUCAUCAAGAUCUUCUCCGACGUCACCGAGGGCGUCGCCUGCAUGCACUAUCUAAAACCUCCGCUGUUGCAUAGGGAUCUCAAGGUUGAGAAUGUUUUGAUCUCCCGCUCCGGCAGCGGGGUCUGCUACAAGCUAUGCGACUUUGGUUCCGCCGCACCUCCACGGCCAGCCGCCAAAACGGCUGCCGAAGGCAGACUGAUCGAGGAAGACAUUCAGAGACACACGACACUGCAGUACAGAAGCCCCGAGAUGAUCGAUGUAUAUAGGAAACACCCGAUUGAUGAGAAGAGCGAUAUAUGGGCCCUAGGCGUGCUUUUGUACAAGCUAUGCUACUAUACAACUCCUUUUGAAGACGCCGGCCAAAUGGCCAUCCUCAAUGCGAGCUUCAAAUUUCCUGCGUAUCCGCCAUUUAGCGAUCGGCUGAAGUUGCUUAUUGCGUCAAUGCUGCGGGAAGAUCCGCAGAAGCGUCCUAGUAUCUACGAGAUCCUGAACGCCGUGUGUAAAAUGCAAGGCAAGGAGACUCCGAUCAGAGACAUAUACUCCAGUCGCUCCACUUCUGAAGCCCACCGAUAUCAGGAACUGCCGAAGCCUCCGGCAGAAACAGCUCGAGUUGGUGCGGUGUUUUCCCCGCCUGUUCAGGAGACGCAAAUUAUUCCAGAUAUCGCUCCCAUGCGGAGAGGACGUCCAGCAAAGCCUACUUCGCAGCAUAACUCGACUAGGCCAAGCCCUUCGCCCUUCCGCGGUCCAUCUGCAGAUCCAUUUGCGGCUCUCGAUGGAGGACGAGCGAGAUCUAGGAAUACUGACGAGCUCUCUCACCGGUUUCCAACCUUAGACCAAUUCCAAAUCCUGCAUGAAACGGGAGGUAAAUUCGAUUUCGAGCCAGCCGUUGCUGCCGAAAGCAAGCCAGAGGAUGAGGAUCUUGCGCGAAGGCUGACUAAUGCGUUGGCUGAUGAUGCCUUUGUGAAACGGCGGGAGCCGGUGCGUGAGCCGGUUAUGCAGUCGAAAGGCCCUCCAGGCUCGUCGGUGGAUACGAAACCUAGGGAAUCUCCAAGACCUCCAGAGGAACGCUCUCAACAGCAGACUCCACUGUACCAACCGAUUCCAACGAAGCCGACCAUGGUGUCAACUGGCACAAUGACGUCGCCCCCUGCCACCCCUGGAGUACCAGAAAUAAAGACAUCCAACCGUUCAGUAUAUAAGUAUGCACCCCAGGAAUCUGACCAUCAGCCCUCCAGUCAGCCACGGACGGCCGAAAAUGAAAGAAAACAAUUUGGCCAAAUAAAUAACAGCAGUACCAACAGCAAUAAUAGUAAUAUUAAUAACCACCACGACGUGCUAUCUUCUCAUACCACAGCCUCCUUCAAGACCCAACCAGCACCAAGACCUUCGUCUGAAGGAAUAUCUCAUGUCCCUGCUUCGUCAAGACCUUCACUGGAAGGCCUACGACCCUCGCACGCAGAGCUCGAUCCCUCAGUCGUCCGGUCCAAGUCAGUGAUCUCCCGGACCCGCCCUCUAUCCGUCUACGCUACGUCGAAACAUGAUUUCCCCGAUCGCGUUGAGAGCGCACGCGCUUCUCUUGACUUGCCUCGCCCUAAGUACGACGGAGGAGCGAUGCUGAAGCCGGUGCGUAGUGACAUUGGUCGAGAGUACGACCCAUCGAACAUCUCUUCGGAUGUGGACUACCUGCGUGCAAAGGAAGAAGAGAUGCACCGGAAGCGCGAGAAGCGCCCUGGCACUAGUGCGAAGCAUACCAAACGGCCUAGUCUGUCGAAGUCAAUCCCAGGCACGAAGUUGCUAACCGGUCGGUUCGGCGACGCAUUCCGCCGAUUUGAAAGUCAUGGUAGUGACCAUAAACAUCGGCAUGCUCUACCUCCGUCCGAGAAGCCUGCGCAGAUGACCCUGAUUACCAAUUCCGAAGUCAUGCAGUCUUCUGAGGAUGCGCUCGAUGAUGCUGAAGAAGAUGAUGCUGACAUCUCCCCGGAGAUGCGUCGUGAGCUUGAGCGCCGGCGAUUGUUGCAGGAGGAAAAGCGAGUGGCUAGCGCGGCAGCGGAAUACCGCCGUCUGGUUGCCGAACGAGGGCAGGGGCGCUGGAAAGCUGGGACAGAUAAUCCCAGAUCAGCUGCCAUCCAAAGCAAGAUGCAGUCCUUACUGCAGGAGAAUAAUAGGGUUCCUUCCACGAGGACAGCCUCGGGUUAUGGACGGUAUACAGACUCUAACACGACCGCUUUGCAGGCAAAGCCGUCAGAGUCACGCCCGGAGCAAAAUCCUAGCACUUCGCGAACUGCUGGCCCCGCGUAUGGUACCCACAGUGGGCGGGCGUCACCCUCUAGAGAGAAUAGAGAUGAACGGGGCAUUUCUUCCGGUGUUCCUAUUCAACACCCAACACAGACGGGUUGUGUUACCGCUGCUGUUUCUCAACCGCAGCGCACAGGACCGCGUCCGGUCCCUCCUCCUCGGCCGGUGGCGCCUCCGAAGCCCAAGAAUCUUAGAGUCGGUACUACGCAAGACAUCUCACCACCCUCUAGCCGUGAAAGCAAUGGGGCUCUCAAGUCGCCGGCUAAUGUUGACGAUUGGGAGUCUAGCUUCAGCAGACGGUUCCCAAGUCUGUCGAGGCUUGAGAUGGUUGAGACUGAGAUCGAAGUCCCUAGGAUGUCCAGCCUGAGAACCAAGGAGGUUUGAAGAGAAAGUGAUAUUUGUUGGUUACUAUAGCACUGGUUUGCAUUAGCGAGCGGCCCGUUCUGUUGUAGCCUUUGUUUAGUGUUUAGUGUUGGUCGUUCCCUCAUGAUGUGUGAUAGAGAUUCUGGCAUCUACAUAGCUUCUUUCCUUUGCAUAUAAUACACCAGCGUGCUGUGUUAUUGACUUGGUUCCAUGCAGAGUACUCCUAUCUAUAGACUCUAAAGUAACAGAUAGUACAGCAUAGAUUCUUAAAGAGCACCAUUUUAUAUGGAAAUACAGAGCUGGACCACUCGCUUGUGGACUUCGUUAUUCUGCC